GCGCAUUCGAGUUUGAAACCGCGCGCGAAGCGGACCCACGCGGUACGGUCGUGCGCAAUACCUGUGGUCUACCUGCUACCUGUAAUUAACCUGAGGCUAUCUGUAACUGAGACUACCUGUAACUGAGACUGCCUGUAACUCGACGAUACCUGUAUCUCUGUGGUCCUGUGGAUUCAUGACGUCGAGGGAUUGCGGCCGGCUGAGCAGGCUGGGGGUGCUGGCACCAGCAGCGCUCUCCGCUUGCAUGGACGCCUCCGUGCUAGCCGUGCCAGCGGCUGGUGCGAUUGUAUCUACCGUCCUGAAAGAAUUGAGCAAGGCUUUUAUGCUGAAAAAAUGGUUUCACGGCAUAAUGUCAGCGAAAGAAGCUGAGCAUCUGAUGAUGGAGAGGGGCAAGAAUGGAUCAUUCCUGGUGAGGGAGUCCCUGACCCACCCUGGGGAGUAUGUCCUGUCAGUUAGAGUACGCGGCCGAGUCAGUCAUGUCAUGAUCAGGAGACAGCAUGACAAGUAUGACGUAGGCAGCGGCGAGCAGUUCGACGACCUGGUGGGCCUGAUAGAGCACUUCCGGUCGUAUCCCAUGAUAGAGAACUCCGGUGACGUCCUGCGUCUACUGUCUCCCGUCAACGGAACCUGCCUAAAAGCUAAGGACAUCAACAAGAAAGUUCAGGAGAUGGGUGAUUUCCAAAGACAAAGAAACAAGAGUGGUUUCGACGAGGAGUUCCAUACAAUCAAGAUGGUGGAUGGUUUUCACUCUUUCACCACCCGCGAGGGAUCAAAACCAGAAAAUGCGAGCAAGAACAGAUAUAGAAAUGUAAUACCAUAUGAUCAGACCCGGGUGAUAAUUCAGAAGCCCGGUAAUGACUACAUCAACGCCAGCUACAUACGAACAACGAGACUUGGCGACUCCACCAGCUCUGUCUCGUCCAGCGAGAGCAGUAAAAGUGUCCAUUCACUAAUACUACGACGUGAUAGUAAGAAGAAGAAACCAUACGUACCCUUGGUAUCAAAAUCACUCUCCGAUGACGCUUUAAGAGAAGUGAGGAAAAUCAUCAAAUUGGACAAAUUGCACACGAAGGAGUCUCGUAGUAUAAUUAAGGACAAAAUGUACAUCGCCGCACAAGGUUGUCUGAAAAACACGAUAAAUCAAUUCUGGCGAAUGAUUUGGCAAGAAGAUGUGAGGGUGAUCGCUAUGAUCACUCGAGAAAAUGAAAAAGACAAGGUAACGAAUGAAAAAUGUGCCCGUUACUGGCCAGUGCUGGGCAAAGAGGAAGUAUAUGAUGACAACAUCGCUGUGAAGUUCAUAUCGGAGUCGUGCUAUGAGGACUACGUGUUGAGGGAGUUCGAUGUGAACGACAACAACACUUGCAAAGUCAUCUACCAGUAUCAGUACACUAAUUGGCCAGACCAUGGUGUACCCGAGGAUCCCAAUGGAGUCUUAGGCCUGCUGAAUGAUAUAAACAGAAAAAUGUACCAUAUCACUCAAGAGAAAGAUGCUCCUGAUCAGAACAUCCUGUGCGUGCACUGCUCAGCCGGCGUCGGAAGGACAGGAACCUUCAUUGUCAUCGACAUGCUCAUUGACAAAAUCCGAUCAUCUGGUGUAAACACUGAGCUGGAUGUGCACAACACUGUGAAACUAGUCCGCGCCCAGAGAAAUGGAAUGGUCCAGAACAAGCUGCAGUACAGGUUCAUAUACCUGGCGCUGCAGAGCUACGUCGAUGGAAGCAGCGGCAAGAUGCAAAAGAAGAUUUAUACGUCGGAAGCUUGAUGCCACAAGAAAAUACAGUACUUGUUCGUGAAACUCCACAUUUAAGAUGUGUCGAGUAAAACUUAAGUUGGACUAAGUAAAAAGUUUGCGACAAGUAUCUGUAUUACGAUGAAAAAGUACCAUAAAAUUAUCAUCAAAACCAAAACUAGACUAAUGAUUACCUCUGAUGAGAAAUUGUGGAACCGUACAUCGAUUCUGCUAUUUAAUCUAACAUUAUUUGGCACCUAAAUCCUUGAACUAGUUCAGAUACUAUGCCUAAUAUAGCAAAAAGUAUUCUCACAUUCGCUUAAAGAUAAUUUUUAGAGUUUUGAUAGAUCCUAUCGCGAUGGUUGAACACAAGAAUAUUAUUUAGUUGUAACUAUUAUCGCACCGACUUUUAUAGUAAAAUUAUUUAGCAGAAUCGGCGUACAGUACUCAAAUACCGGACUACGACGUUUGAACAAUAUUAUCGAUACAUCUAAUAUUAUGUCUCGAUGUUAUGUCUAAUCGAUAUGAUGUCUAAUCGAUGUUAUAACCUUUUAGGUAAGUCUGCCAUCAUAACUCCAAGACGCGAGAAGACGUAAACGAAUAUAACUUUAGACUACACCAAUUUUCAAUUAUUGUGUAGCUUAGUUUAGAAAAACUUCUCUCUCGUGUCUUUAGGGUACAGGCAGGCUAAGGUUUAUGUACCACUGAGGAAAUUAAUUCCUAGGCAGUUGACAGACCAACGUUACUUGGU
Aricia agestis (brown argus) is the source of this 2480-nucleotide messenger RNA. Its product is annotated as tyrosine-protein phosphatase corkscrew-like. NCBI's taxonomy places the organism in Eukaryota, Metazoa, Arthropoda, Insecta, Lepidoptera, Lycaenidae. Bases 176 to 1762 code for a protein of 528 amino acids. Gene Ontology annotation, biological process: protein dephosphorylation. The transcript has 12 exons. Gene Ontology annotation, molecular function: protein tyrosine phosphatase activity. The record is from RefSeq and is a predicted model, not a curated record.